Molecule: messenger RNA, 1230 nt
Organism: Colletotrichum higginsianum IMI 349063
Lineage: Eukaryota; Fungi; Ascomycota; Sordariomycetes; Glomerellales; Glomerellaceae
Product: Cell wall glucanase
Exons: 2
Coding region: 1-1230 (409 amino acids)
Biological process (GO): cell wall organization
Cellular component (GO): cell surface; extracellular region; fungal-type cell wall
Molecular function (GO): glucan endo-1,3-beta-D-glucosidase activity; 1,3-beta-glucanosyltransferase activity
Source: RefSeq, a predicted model, not a curated record
AUGAAGUCAGCCGGUCUCCCUUCAGCGAUUGCCCUCGCCCUAAUCGGGCUCUCGGCCGCUCAUCCACAGGGCAGUAGAGAUGCAAGGGAAGCGGCAGUUCGGCCUCAGAAGAUCAUCGUUGCCGACUCCUCCAUAGCCGAUCCCACUGAAGCUCCCCAGGUCGUUGUUUACGUCGACGAGGAGGGCAGGCCUUUGGAAACAACCACCGAGACAGUUCGCUUUGUGCCCGCAUAUCGGUCGAUCAGUCGCUUUCCCAUGCCUAUGGGGCUGGAAACCCGCUCAAGAGAUGUUGGCUCUCGAGCAGCAUCUUCACAACCCUUCACCAACACCCUGGAUGCAUCCUCAUCGGCGUUAUCAAGCGCUCCAUCUUCCUCUUCUUCAUCGUCAUCGCCUUCGCCCAUGCCUUCUUCCUAUUCCACUCCAAACACCACCCUUCAUGGCAUAGCCUAUGCUCCCUACACCGCAGCGGGACAGUGCAAGACAGCUGAGCAGAUUGAUGCCGACUUUACCGAACUGAAAGGAAAAUACUCGGUCGUCCGCACCUACGGCACCGAUUGCAAUCAGGUCGCCAAUGCUCUGUCUGCGGCGAAAAAUGCUGGCGUGAAGCUCUUCUUGGGCAUCUUCGACAUCAGCUCGAUCCCAACCCAGGUCGCAACGAUUGUUUCAGCCGUCGGCAGUGACUGGUCUCUGAUUGACACUGUCAGUGUCGGUAACGAGUUGGUCAACAAUGGCAAGGCGACAGCGCAGCAGAUGGUGACCGCUGUUGGCCAGACGCGGCAGCUUCUCCGCGCUGCUGGUUACACAGGUCCCGUUGUCACUGUCGAUACAUUCGUGGCCGUCCUUGCGAAUCCUUCGCUCUGCGACGUGUCGGACUACUGCGCGAUGAACAUCCAUCCCUUUUUCGAUAGUAGCACGGCGGCAAAGGAUGCAGGUGCUUUCAUCACUCGGAUGGUGGGCGAGGUCCAGGCCAAGCUGUCGAACCGAAGCAAGCGCGUCGUUUGCACAGAGACUGGAUGGCCGUGGAAGGGCAACGCCAACGGAGCUGCCGUGCCCGGUCUUGAGCAGCAGAAGUUGGCUGUCGACUCGAUCAAGAAGGCGUAUGCAAGCCAUCCGAGCGACGUCAUUCUCUUUUCUGCUUUUAACGACCUUUGGAAGCAUGCCGAGGCAGCAACGUUCAAUGCAGAGCAGUACUGGGGCAUUGGAGCUCUGUACUCGGAUUCUGGCAAAUGA